This is a messenger RNA of Aspergillus ibericus CBS 121593, 350 nucleotides long. RefSeq lists its product as uncharacterized. NCBI's taxonomy places the organism in Eukaryota, Fungi, Ascomycota, Eurotiomycetes, Eurotiales, Aspergillaceae. The coding region runs from base 93 to 263 and encodes 56 amino acids. The transcript has a single exon. The record is from RefSeq and is a predicted model, not a curated record.
CGUGGAACAAAAUCCCUACUAGGCUACUACUACAGCUCACGGUCCAGGAGACCACUCGUGCUGAACGAGAUACAAAUCUCGAUGGAAUCUCGAUGGCGGCAAAUCUUCCGGAAAACACGAUCAAGGAUGACCCGGCCGCCUUCGUUCUAUUUUCGCAUGAAGUAACGAUUAGCAGGCUUCUGAUGGUUCUCAUGUCGAUCAGCGCCGUUUACUUGGCUAUCCGGGACAGGACCACAGUGGUAGACGUCCAAUCCGGGUUUUAGAGCUUCUAGAUUUGUCCUUUCCGAAGGUCUAGCCUAGGGAAAAAGAGGCCGUGGAAUUUCUGCAGCGGGCGUUCUUUUCUUUGCUUU